AUGCACUCAAGAAACUCAAGAACGUCGCGGUCUUCAAUCUCGAUCUCGCAACAGAGAAUGAUGUCGCACUCCAUGGCGGGUUUGGCGUUGGAGCAGCAAAAAUUGCUAUACUACAUAGGUGUAGACGUUGGAACCGGUUCUGCUAGGGCGUGCAUCAUUGACAGCAUGGGUAACAUUUUGUCGUUAGCCGAAAGGCCCAUCCAGAGAGAACAGCUAAAGCCCAACUUCAUCACUCAAUCAUCGCAGGAAAUUUGGCAAUCCGUGUGCCACUGUGUUAAAUCCGUGGUGCGGGAUUCUGGUGUUCCUAGCGAAAAGAUCCACGGUAUUGGCUUCGACGCCACAUGCUCCUUGGUUGUUGUGGAAGAAGGCACCAACAAGGAUGUAGCAGUGGGUCCUGACUUCAGUAAUACCGACCAAAAUAUCAUCCUGUGGAUGGACCACAGAGCCACGGAAGAAACUGCCGAGAUCAACGCCACGGGCGACAAAUGCCUCAAGUACGUUGGUGGCCAAAUGUCUGUGGAAAUGGAAAUUCCAAAAAUAAAGUGGUUGAAGGGUCACUUGCCCGAUGGCAAGUUCAACCAGUGCAAGUUCUUCGAUUUAGCAGAUUAUUUGACUUUCAAAGCUUCCGGCAAAGAAACACGUAGUUUCUGCUCAACAGCCUGUAAACAGGGACUGCUUCCUGUUGGCGUUGAGGGCUCCGAGGAAGGCUGGUCGCGCGAGUUUUUCAACCAGAUUGGCCUAGAAGAGCUGGUCGAGGAUGACUUCCGCAAAAUCGGUGGUGCUGUUCGCAAUAGCGACAAGGGCAAGAACUUUUUGAGUGCGGGCGAGUUCAUCGGGGCUAUCGACGAAACUGUUGCUGAAGAGCUGGGCAUUCCUAACCACUGUGUUGUUGGGUCCGGUGUCAUCGAUGCGUACGCAGGCUGGGUGGGUACCGUGGCCGCUCGUACCGAUGUUUCCAUCCCAGCCUUGGCCAAGAGCGACCAGGAGAAAGUUGGGAUUGACCGCGCGACAGGCCGUCUAGCUGCCGUGGCUGGGACCUCUACGUGUCACAUUGCCAUGUCGCGUGACCCCAUUUUUGUAGAUGGUGUGUGGGGGCCAUACAGAGACGUUAUGGCCAACAAAUUCUGGUGUGCCGAAGGUGGCCAAAGUUGCACAGGUGCUCUGUUGGCUCAUGUUUUGACCACACACCCGGCUUACACCGAAUUAUCACAAUUGGCUGAUGCCGCCAGUGUGUCCAAGUUCGACUAUUUGAACUCGCGUUUAGAAAACCUAGUGCAAACCAGUAAGUCGCGCUCGGUGGUUCAUUUGGCGAAACACUUGUUUUUCUACGGUGAUUAUCACGGAAACCGCUCACCCAUCGCUGACUCGUCUAUGCGCGCUGCGAUCAUCGGUCAGUCUAUGGAUAACUCGAUUGACGACUUGGCCCUGAUGUAUUUGGGAGCUUGCGAAUUCAUUGCACAACAAACCAGACAAAUUGUGGAGAAGAUGAUAGAUUCUGGACACCAAUUGUCCACUAUCUUCAUGUCCGGAGGGCAAUGCCGUAACGGUCUGCUAAUGAGACUGCUGGCUGAUUGCACGGGACUCCCCAUUGUCAUUCCAAGAUAUAUCGACGCUGCUGUAGUGUUUGGCUCUGCAUUGUUGGGGGCCGUAGCAAGUGAGAGUUUCGACAUGAGCGGGAACAAGUCUGCUCUGUCAGUCAGCCGUAAAUCCUCGAUUGCUGGAGACCCCUCGAACCAAGGCUCCGGUAAGAAAUCAGCGCUCUCCAAAUUUGGCGGCGUUGGCGGAGACGAUUUGCCUUCGCCAUACACCGCGCCCUCCGCCACUGCCAGCACGUCUCAGAUCGCAUCUACUGUAGGAUUUCCAUUCCCGACCGCCGAUGAGGGCCAUCGGUACGACGAAUCCUUUGAAGAAUCUCAAGAAGACGGAGCCGAGCUAAACUUCAAAGCCCAGUCCAAGUGGAAAAAGGACAUGGAGGACCGCAUGAAGGGAAGAUCCUCAGACAAUGGAGACACCAUGUGGAACGUCAUGUACACCAUGACAGGUGGCGGUAAGGUUGUACAGCCCUGCGCGGAGACCCAUCCUGAUCGCGUGUUGUUGAACACAAAAUACAAGGUUUUCCUCGAUAUGGCCGACACGCAAAGGAAAUACAGAAGAAUGAUUGACGAUCUGGAGGUAUAA
Molecule: messenger RNA, 2178 nt
Organism: Lachancea dasiensis
Lineage: Eukaryota; Fungi; Ascomycota; Saccharomycetes; Saccharomycetales; Saccharomycetaceae
Source: the annotation of a GenBank genome assembly